AUGGACAGUGGUGGAGGAGAAUCAUCGUGCCGUAGCAGCUCGGAUAACUGUGAUUUGAGAAACGACAGAGAGGGGAAUUUGAUUAAAUUCACAUGCUUUUUGUGUGGUCUCACCGAGAAUUGCCGUUAUGGUUUGGUAGAAGUUUCGGGCCGGACGCAUACUUACCAGUACAAAGAUGAAAUGUACUACAUGUUGGAUCCAUUCCGAAAUCGAAAUGUGAAUGAAAGGAGGCUAACUCGAACAAAAACUGACAUUGAUAACAAGCCUUCUGGAAGUAAAACGGCAAACAUUUUCGAUAUACUGGUGUUGGGAGCAAUUUGCAGCAUAUGCGGACAAUCAGUCUGCAUUGAUGAGGAUUGUAGUGUUUUCUACACAAAAACCUUUUGCAUCAUAUGUGUGAAUCGAGAAAAAACUCACUUUCCAAAAAGUUUUGUCGAGCAGAUUGAUGCAGUUCGUAAACAGCGUAAAUCUGAACGGCAAGAACUUAAAAGGUCAUUUUGA
Messenger RNA from Brugia malayi, 501 nucleotides. RefSeq lists its product as uncharacterized. The coding region runs from base 1 to 501 and encodes 166 amino acids. The record is from RefSeq and is a predicted model, not a curated record. Lineage: Eukaryota; Metazoa; Nematoda; Chromadorea; Rhabditida; Onchocercidae. The transcript has 5 exons.